Pygocentrus nattereri (red-bellied piranha) is the source of this 5793-nucleotide messenger RNA. Its product is annotated as protocadherin alpha-C2-like. Gene Ontology annotation, cellular component: plasma membrane. NCBI's taxonomy places the organism in Eukaryota, Metazoa, Chordata, Actinopteri, Characiformes, Serrasalmidae. Bases 248 to 3151 code for a protein of 967 amino acids. The transcript is spliced from 5 exons. Gene Ontology annotation, molecular function: calcium ion binding. Gene Ontology annotation, biological process: homophilic cell-cell adhesion. The record is from RefSeq and is a predicted model, not a curated record.
GAGAACAGGCUGAGCUCCCCUCCAAUGGUGCGCAAGACGGCACAAAGGGAUCUACUCCCUCCCCCUUUCACAGCAGUACAGUGAUGAGGGGUGUAGAGAAGGAAGAUGCUCCCUUUGUACCGGUUAUAGUGCCGUUUCCAGCACCGGAAUUCGUGGAUUUACUGUCUUAAAAUGAGGAAUACAAUCAGCUCCAGGUGUGGAUGCAGGAGAAACACUUACUAAUGGAAAGAGCGAGAAUAUCAGGGAGAUGAAACGCGCAACAAACGAAGGGUGGAAACGGGCAGCGCUGCGGCUGCUUGGGUUCUGUUUUUUGUGGGAUUUAACCGGAGCUCAGAUUCGCUACGCCAUACCAGAGGAGCUAAAGGAAGGCUUUGUGGUUGGAAAUCUCGCUAAGGACCUCGGUUUAGACGUCUCUGAUAUCGCCUCCCGUAAGUUACGAUUAGCAUCUGAGUCGAGCAGAGAGUAUCUCCGUGUGGAUUCAGGAAAGGGGGAACUGGUGGUGAAUGAUAGAAUCGAUAGGGAAAGCAUUUGCGCUCAAAGCGCCGCGUGUGUUCUACCACUGCAGGUAGUCAUUGAGAAUCCUUUACAGCUGCACCGUGUUGAGAUAGAGAUACAAGAUAUAAACGACAACUCGCCGAAUUUUCACACAAUAGAUGGCACGCUGAAAGUGUAUGAAUCGAUUGCUCCUGGAGCUCGAUUUCCUCUCGAAAGUGCUGAAGAUCUAGAUGUUGGAAGUAACAGCCUGAGCUCUUAUUCACUAAGCAGAAGCGAGAUUUUCCGUCUAAAUGUAAAAACCCUAAAAGAUGGGAGAAAAGUGCCAGAGCUGGUUGUUGAGAAACCACUAGAUAGAGAAAAACAGCCCGUUCACAAGCUGAUAUUAACAGCUUUGGAUGGUGGAAAUCCGGUGAGAUCUGGCACAGCUUUAUUACAGAUAAUUGUCCAAGAUAUUAAUGACAAUGAACCAAAAUUUGAACUUGCUGCGUACAAAGCUCUGGUACCUGAAAGUGCUGGCGUUGGUUCAAGCGUCAUGACUAUAAAAGCCACCGAUGUAGACGAAGGCUUAAAUGGCGAAAUCCAGUAUCUUUUUGGUGCACAUACCACCGAUCUGGUCAAACGAGCUUUCAAAGUGAACCCUGACACAGGAGAUAUUACAGUGAUUGGAAACUUGGAUUACGAGCUCACCAAAUCAUAUACGUUCGAUGUUUGCGCAAAAGACAAAGGGAACCCAGAGCUGGAGGGUCAUUCUUCAGUUCAGAUUGACAUUAUAGAUGAGAACGAUAACCCUCCUGAGAUUAUUCUCACGUCGCUGCCCAGCCCUGUGCCAGAAAACGCCACAGUGGGGACCGUGGUGGCCCUAAUUAAUGUCAGAGAUUUGGACUCCGGUGAAAAUGGUAAGGUCCAGCUAAAUAGCCCUCCUGAUUUUCCUUUUAAACUCAAGCCAUCCUUUGGCAACCACUACUCACUGGUAACUAACUCAGCCUUAGACCGUGAACAUACAUCAGAAUACGAUGUAGAAAUAGUUGCCCGUGAUUCUGGCGCGCCGUCGUUGAAAACGACGAAAUUCGUCAGUGUGAAAGUUCUCGAUGUUAAUGACAACCCACCCGUUUUCUCUCAGCCCUCUUACAGCGUUUAUGUAAAAGAGAAUAAUCCAGCAGGAGGUCCGCUUUUUUCAGUGAAAGCUUUUGACGCUGACAAAGACAAGAACGCCGUGCUCACAUAUUCUAUCGUGGAUUUGCAUUUGAAUCAAGUUCCAACAUCGUCCUACUUCUAUAUAAACUCUGAGAACGGCACCAUUUACAGCAUGAGCUCUUUCGAUUAUGAGAAGUUAAAGAUUUUGGACGUUAUUGUCCAAGCGAAAGAUCACGGUUCUCCGUCUCUGAGCAGCAACGCCACAGUCCACGUGUUCAUCCUGGACCAGAACGACAAUGCCCCCGCGGUCAUCUACCCCUCUGCAGUCAUGGGCUCCGCCUCUCAUCAGAGGAUGCCCCGCUCCGCUAAAGCAGGACACCUCGUCACUAAGGUCACGGCAGUGGACGCUGACUCGGGCCAUAACGCCUGGAUCUCCUAUUGGCUCGCGGAGGCCGCGGACGCGUCUCUGUUCAGCGUCAAUCUGCACACAGGAGAGGUGAGGACUAAGCGCUCCGUGUCCGAGCAGGAUGACUCCUCUCAGAGGCUGCUGAUAGAGAUCAAGGACAACGGAGAGCCCGUGCAGUCCACCACGGUCACCGUGGAUGUGCUGAUAGAGGACGGCUUUCAUGAGCCCGUCUCAGACUACCGCAAGAAAAGCGCGGAGGUCAGUAAGAAAAGCGGGAAAAUCACUCUGUACCUGAUCAUCUCUCUCGCUUCUGUUUCGCUGCUGUGUUUGAUGACGUUCUUCAUCUUGCUGGUGAAAUGCGCUCGAGGCAGUAGAGGCAGCUCGAGCUGCUGUAUCAGGCGGAGCGAGUCUGGAUAUAAAAACCCCAACAGAAACCUGCAGAUCCAGCUCAACACUGACGGCCCCAUUAAGUAUGUGGAGGUGCUGGGAGGAGACAUGAUGUCUCAGAGUCAGUCGUUCGGCUCCUAUCUCUCUCCAAUGUCCGAGUUCAGUGAUUUCACCCUCGUUAAGCCCAGCAGCACCACUGACUUCACAGACACGCUCAACGUGCUGGAUGCGUCCUUACCUGACAGCACGUGGAGGUUCGAGAGCCAGCAGCAAAAGCCACCUAACAAUGACUGGCGCUUACCCCCAAACCAGAGACCCGGACCAAGUGGCCAGCACAGGUUCCACACCCUGCAGCAGAGGUGGACUCCCUACGAGAAGUCCAGAGCGGGACCUCGUCCUGAAGAGGCCGGUGCAGGUGCAGUAGGCGGGACAGGACCGUGGCCCAACCCCCCCACCGAAGCCGAACAGCUCCAGGCUCUGAUGGCUGCUGCUAAUGAAGUGAGUGAAGCCACAGCGACUUUGGGUCCUCGCUACAAUGCGCAGUACGUUCCCGACUACCGCCAGAACGUCUACAUCCCAGGCAGCACCGCCACACUUACGGCUAACCCCCAGCAGCAGAUGCCCCAGCAGGCUCUGCCUCCACCCCAAGCCCUGCCUCCAGCAGAGGCUCCGAAGGCCGCCCCAACUCCGGCCAGCAAGAAAAAGGCCACGAAGAAGGACAAGAAGUAAGGCAGAGUGACGCGUUGGCAUAGCGGUGGAGAAUGAUCAUAGCUGUGGGGAUCUGAGCGUUUCUCCUCUGCACUUGUUAGCUUUUCCCUCGCUAGAAUGUUUCAACCCCUUAAACUCUGGGCUUGGUAUUCAUUUGUGUCCAUUAUCCAGGACCCACCACGGAGUAUUCAGUAGCUACUAUGAAACUACUACGUAGUUACGAGAGGAAUGGAAGUCUUAGAGUUUAAGGGGAUACUAAUCAGAAUAUCCUUUUGUUGUGAGAUGACGCAUUUAAGCUAUGUUAACCUCCAUUUUUGUUUUGUUCCAUAUUAUUUUGAUGCAAACGAAUCACCCGUUUCUUUUUCAGUUUGUUUCUGUUUUUGGUAUUUUUUUUGUACUGUGCUGUUGAAAUGGUGACAUCAAGAGGGACUAAAUAGGGCGAGAUCUGUUCAGAUUCCAAAAGCGACCCUCUAGGCGGGGAAAUCUGUCCUGUAAGAUAGCAUAACUGAAGAAAAAAUACUGAUCCUUUGUCGCGUUAAGGCUUUUUUGUGUUCAUUUUAAUGCAAAGUAGAUCCUUCUUGUGGUAAACAAGAAUGAAAUAUGUCGGUAUUAGGUUUCUAAAGAGGAUGUGCCAUAGCCCCCAGAGGUCCUGAUUUGUUUUUGCAUGAGCCACUUCGACAUGAAUAGGAGUAUUGAAAAUGAACUAUGCAGUGCGGGUAAGAUAUUAAAUUGAAAGUCACAAGUUGCAGUAAAUGUUAACCGUAGAGAAAAUUAGAAAAUGCAUUUUUCAUGCAAAAAAAAAACCACCAGCAACUGAAAAGUUGGGCUGUUUGCAUUGUAGGAAAAAGGAAUACGAUUGGAUAUGGUGUCAUUACAUUUGUGAGAAUAAUUAAAGCAAUGUGAGGUUAAUGAUAGGUAAACAGCUAUUAUCAAUGGCUGAAUCCAGCGGUUGAACUCUAUUAUAGCUGUAAAUCAAUCCUGUGGACUCGCAUCAGACGAAGUACGCCACGUUUUCUAAACCUUGGAUAAGGUGGCAGUUACUCAAGGUUUUUGGUCUAUGAGUUAUGCCAUACUGGUUGAGUGAAUGGGGGGCUUGGGCACCCAGAGUGAGAGUUAUGUUAAAGUGCUUAAAGGGGAUGGUGUCUGGGUUGGUGGGAUUGUUCUUCACAUGUUUGGGGUUGGUUAGAAGCUAGGAAGGUGUAGGUAGAUCAACUGGAUGCUCAGUUGGAUUGAAGGAAGCAUGGAUGAACAUGUAAAGUACUGAUGAUGUUCUAAAGUGGCUCUCAAGCAAAUGAAGAUACUUUUCAGUUGACCCAUCCAUGCUCCACCCAUUAAUCCAUUCCUUCAUAGCAAAUGCUGGGAAGCUGGACAAGAUUUACAGGCCACCGGCAAAAAUCCCAUUCAGAGGUUCCUAAGUGGCGCAACUGCCUAAUUAGUGGCCCCAUCUCUGGGAGCUCGCUAGGCCCGUCCAUGGCCAGGAGUCCGAGACAGCAUCAUUUCUGGGUGGGUAUCACUCCACGCGAUUAUAGGCAGCAUGGACAUCUGUUAGCAUUAGCAGCAGUUUUAAAAGAUGCCACGUCUUGGAGGAAGCAUGUGCCGCUCUUCACCCUCUCAGCUUGGUAGCAUCAUGUGACACAUUAGGAGGACACCUAACUCGCUGAUGGGAAUUCGGCAUGAAAAAACUGGGGACAUAUCAAAGAAAAUUUUGUUUAGAUUUGCUUCAUAAUGGGAAUUUCCAGUUUAAUAUGCUAUGCUGUCAAGCUGGACUGUGCUGUCGUGAUUGAAACUGAGCUACGUUGGAUCUACUCCAACAUAAUGGCCUUUCAUACGUGUAUCCUGACCAGCACUGAGCUUUGUGCAACGGUGGCUUCGACAGAACGCAGUUGUGGGAGGAGCAUGCAUGGCUCAACUGGGAAUAACACCAGGAAAACUCACUUUAGGCCACUCCAUGCUUGGCCAGCCCUCUUCUACUCUGCACAACCCUAAACGCACCAACCCUUCAUCACAAUGUAAAUAAGAUAUGUAACCUGUCUGUAUAAACUAGCGCCACAAAGAUCAGGCUAGCACAGGAAUGUUUCAGUAUUUUUUAGAAAAUAAAAGAAAAGCUAAAAAAAAGAGAAGGAAAGAAAGAAAGAAGAGAAAAACUGAUCAAGUUGUAGUGCUAUAGACACAAAAGCUUCAAGCUCACUGACUAACCCAACUGUAAAUACAACCUGCAGUCUCUGCAAGACACGCAAUCGUAGCUUAGGGCUUGUGAAAAUUUGUGCAUAUUUUUGUGUUUUUCCUUCUCUUUCGCUUUAUUUCUUCGAUCACCUGAACUUUGAAAACGAAAAAAAAAAAAAAAUAGCCUAUGGUUUUUAGCGUGCUACCCCAUCCCAUCUCUCUAGAGUCUUCUGUGUUUGUAAUUACAGUCAACUCUUAAUGCUACCGGAAUGCCAUUCCUGUCUGUUUAACUAUGAAUCUAUCUAUAUAUAUAUCUAAAUGUCUGUCUGCUGCUUGAAUACCUUUCUGUAUUCGACCGUGAUUACCUUCUUUUAAAAUGCUUAGCGCUUCAUGUUACGCUUUUAUUUUAUAAUGCAGAUAUUUAUAUGGCUGUUUCUUUGUUUAUGUUCUUGUUUAUUAAUGGAACACUUACAUUUCAAAUAAAAGUUUGUCAGAACUCA